This is a messenger RNA of Alosa sapidissima (American shad), 981 nucleotides long. Its product is annotated as protein RoBo-1-like. Bases 279 to 857 code for a protein of 192 amino acids. The record is from RefSeq and is a predicted model, not a curated record. Lineage: Eukaryota; Metazoa; Chordata; Actinopteri; Clupeiformes; Clupeidae. The transcript has 5 exons.
UCCACCUUUUUCCCACGCUUAACGGUAGUGUUAUAUGUAGAUAAAUUACAAUACUUACAGUAUUUGAAGUAGCUGCACAACCAUGCUAAAUAGUAUAGUUUUGGCACACGGUACACAAAGACACUUCUGCCAUCAUACCGUAAUGUAAACUAUACUCGUAAACAUGCUAAUUACCAACCAUUUCGUUCGAAAAUUCUAAAACAACAAUGUUUUUUAUGUCUUUACCUGGUGAGUGAACCCUCUUGGAGCCACCCACCCAUCACACUCACAUCCAUUAAAUGACAGCCCGCUCCUUGACUUGCUAUCAGUGUAUGCCUUAUGGAACAGGGCCAUGCAAAGACAUAACGAUCUGUCCUCCUACUACUUAUUGUGGUAAUCUGAGGGUGGCCACUUUUGCCGGUGGACAGGUGAUCUCAGAUAUGGCCAUGAAGAGUUGUGUUGUGCCUCAACAAUGUAUAGUUGGUUCCUAUAAUGUGGGUAAGAUAAAAAAAGUAAUCAACAGCAAAUGCUGCAUGAAGGACGACUGCAAUAACGGGACAGUUGAAGCAUCCACUGGAGUUCCCAAUGGAAAGGAAUGUCACACAUGCAUUGGGAGUGACUGUUCAAGCAAACUGAAAUGUGAGGGAGAGGAAGACCGCUGUCUAAUAGCAAAACUGGAUGUAGAUGGUGAGAAAAUGACAGGGAAGGGCUGUGCCUCUAAGAGCAUCUGCACUAUGAAGAUGAGAGAUCAGAUGGAACAGGGCCUGGCGGAUAUGACAUGCUGUGAGGGAUACCUGUGCAACAGUACAGGAGAAGUUAACAGGAAUAGCAUAACAAUCAUGGUGUUGUCAAUAGCCUGCUUCCUCUUCUUACAUUAAAGGGACACCAGGCAAGCCUGAGGCUUUUUCUCUACUAAACUCCCCCUCGAUUGGUUUGAAGCUUUUUUCCUUUUCUUUGAGUCUUCUGUGAAGGGUUUUCGCUGCUUCUUCGCCGGCUCUGCCA